GAGCAAGUUAGAAAUCGUCGGAUUUGAGUCCGCGCAUGCGCGCUGCGUCAGUCUUCUCGUCUCCAGCUUUUGUGCAGGAGGGCUGCGUGGAGCCCGUGUUCGUCUAGUUUUCCGAGUCUCGUGAGCGUAACUUGGGAAAAUGUCUACCAGUGCACCGGCCCCGAAAAAGGCGAAGAAGGUGGAAGGAUCCGCGGCAUCGGGCGACGGCGACGAGAGCAGGGACUACGACGCCGAAACGCAGAAGGCGCUGGAGGAGAUAGACGCCUGUCAGAACGAGAUCGACGCACUCAACGAGAAGGCCAGCGAGGAAAUCCUCAAGGUGGAACAGAAGUACAACAAGUUGAGGAAACCCUUCUUCGAGAAGAGGAAUGAUUUAAUCAAAAAGAUUCCCAACUUCUGGGUGACAGCGUUUGUGAACCACCCCCAGAUCUCGGCCAUUCUGGACGAGGAGGAAGAGGAGAGCUUACACUUCCUCUCCAAGCUGGAGGUGGAGGAAUUUGAGGACAUCAAGUCUGGCUACAGGAUCAAGUUCUACUUUGACGACAACCCUUACUUCGAGAAUGACGUGCUCAUCAAGGAGUUCCAUCUCGGCUCCUCCGGGGACCCGGCCUCCCAGUCUACACCCAUCAAGUGGAAGGAGGACAUGGACCUGACAAAGCGGCACAAGCAGCGGCAGUCGCAGAUGAAGAGCAGCCGCAAGAGGGCCCACGAGCAGCCCAGGACCUUCUUCAACUGGUUCACAGACCACGGGGACGCCUCCGCCGACGACAUCGCCGAGGUGAUCAAGGACGACAUGUGGCCCAACCCCCUGCAGUACUUCUUGGUGCCAGACAUCGAGGUGGAAAAUGGGCUCGAGGGGGAUGAGGACGAAAGUGACGAGGAGGAGGGUGGUGAUGCAGUGGUGGUGGUGGAGGAGGAGGGAGAGGGCGACGAGGACGACGAAGACGACGAGGGAGAGGAUGAGGGAGGGGACCUUGAAGGGGAGGGCGGAGACGGGGACGACUGAGCGGCGGGCUGCCCACCUCCACGUCCCAUUGGGCAUCCACCCCUCUUCAUCCACCGGGCGCCAGUCAUUCAUCUCUUCACCCCGAGACAGGGCACACCCUCUCAGACACACACACAGACACGUGGCAGGCAGACAGACAGACACUUUGUGAAGAACACGGGUGACUUGUGCGAGACCAUCCCAUUCAAACCCCCCCACUUUUUUUUUUUGCGUGUUAAUCUCCCUUUCUCCAGACCAGAUCACCUUUCUUUCAAUCUGCUUUUGUACCUGUUCCCUCUAUUGUUUUUUUUUUUUUUUUAAUAUCAUUGACACCAUUAGUGGCAGAGCCAACUUGUCGUUUUGUUGAAAGUUGCUUUCUGUGCGUAUCCGAGGAUUUCAGUUUUUUUUAAUAUAUAUAAUGAUUAAUGCUUGUGUAUAGAAACUGGGGUGGCUGACGACCUGAUGAGCGGCAUUCUUUUGUCCCCGACCGCGGUGAUCAGACACAUCUCUGGUGAUUUGCUGUUUUUGUUCAUCUCGUUCAGCUUCCCUCCCCCCCCCCCCCUCCUCCUCAUACUUAGCGAAAUUUUCCUCUCUUUUCGACGACGAAAGAUGUCUCCAACUGACCUGGUUUGAGUGCGCCUGGUGAAUUUUGUGUACAGCGUCGGGAGGUUGCUUGUUUCAUUAAAAUGUUUAUUAUGCAUUGCAUGCAUUCUUUCCAGCACCCCUCUGGUGCACUUUGAUUUCUAAGCUCGUUUCCUACCACCGUCUUUUUGUACCCGUGCGAAUUGAGUUCAUUAAGCAGGAAAGUUUUUUUUUUCAUCCUUUUUAUUAUUUGCCACGUAAACAUUUUGCAACAAGAUGAGUCUAGUUAUACCACCUUGGGGUCAUAUGGCAGUUGGCAUGCAGUUUUGUUUUGUUUUUUCAUGUGUGUGAGAGGCAUUGGUUCCCUUCGUCUGCGAUUCUCUCCUGGAGCAAGUACCAUUCAGUGCACCAUCCACCCACCAGUGUGUUUUGUGACCUUGUGACGUUGCACUUUUGUUCCAGGUGCCAGCUUGAGGGUAGGAUCUUUUUUUUUUAUGUCACUUGUAAAGUUGUUUGAAAAGAAAUGGCAUUUUUUUCUUCUCACAUGUGAAUUUUUAUAUAUUGGUGUAACGGUCAUUAGUAUAAAAAUAAAAGUUCUCCAUCCUCAA
Messenger RNA from Ixodes scapularis (black-legged tick), 2175 nucleotides. It is a transcript of the gene Set, whose product is annotated as protein SET. NCBI's taxonomy places the organism in Eukaryota, Metazoa, Arthropoda, Arachnida, Ixodida, Ixodidae. Gene Ontology annotation, molecular function: histone binding; chromatin binding. The record is from RefSeq and is a predicted model, not a curated record. Bases 140 to 1006 code for a protein of 288 amino acids. Gene Ontology annotation, cellular component: chromatin; nucleus. The transcript has 6 exons. Gene Ontology annotation, biological process: nucleosome assembly.